CACACGGGUACCGAGGUUCAUGGGUGGAGAAUCCGCGCGGGUCCUACGCGAUCGACCUCCCGUAAGACGAGAAUUCGUCGGGACGAAUAUAGUUUUCCGAGUACCAUGAUAACGCCUAUAACACGCCCGGAAACGACCUACUUUUUCAUGGAUUCUGGUAACUAUUUGAUUCCGAAACGCGUUGAUUAAGUGUACGCAGUGUUUUGUUAUCGACGAAACUGUCAUCUCGUUCAACUUUCGCAAUAAACGUCGUCCGAUCGUUCUCUUCUUACCCCUCUUACCCCUCACAUCCUAACAGAACAAAUGCUUGAGUUUGAAAUUCGUAAUGACUUGCGGUGAAAAAAUCAGACUGGAGCAGUGCACCAUGAAAAUUGGCGGUCGGGACAAAAAUCAGUGGUGGUUGGUCGGGAGAACCACCAGUCGCUCGAGCUGAGGCCGAGAAUGUUUGAGAGAUCAUUCGAAUGUUUUACCAAAAUUAAGAGGAUCUUGAGUGACGUUGGUGGUUCAGGGUGACACUACGUGUGUUCGACGACGGUGGAAGUGAUCUCAGUGGGCGAUUCAAGAAAAGAACGAAGCUAAGUGCGUGCUUCAUGUUUUUCGCGAGACAACGAAGACCUAUUUCAAAAAUUAUGAAGAGCUUUAAGUGACCUAUAUAUCUAUUGAUGAUGAUAAAGAUGAUGACGAUGACGAUAAAUCCAAGCGACAAAUCCAAAAACUCGAAUCUUCGGUGUGAGUGAUCGCGAUCGCAAGAAGUUUUCGAAUUUUUGGUGCGCGAGCAAUUGAAUUGUCUCGUUUUAUAUUAUAUUUGAUUGUUUUAAAGUGAACGCGCGGACCCCGGGAUGAUCGGUGUGGAUAAUCGAUAACUUUGUGAAACCAAUUUGUCGAUAGACACGCACGUCUGAACUAUGAUGAUGUCGACGGGAGUGAUACGUGGGAAGAACGGAGAUAGUAACUAGAGAAAAAGAGGAUGCGGUGAAAAGCUGGCUGGUUCGCGAGGUUCGUCAUGUCCGCCGUAACCAGCCCGUAUGGCCACGCGGAGAUGCUUUCCGACUCGGUCUACAACUACGCGACGACCCGACGGGGCGCCGCCGCUGAUCAGGACAGCGACCAGUACGAGACGCAGACCCAGUUGCAGAUCACCAGCGGUAUCCAGAGCAAGCCGCGAAACAAGCGGAAAAACUUCAAGCCCAUAAGCAGCCGGAUGGCGGAGGUAUCCGACGAAUCCGAGAGGGACGACGACGAGCCUGAGAUCGUGGAGGAGAGCGAGAUUCUCGAGUACGAGAGGAAAACGAUGCUGCUGCCGGCCGAGGAGAGAUCGAAGCAGAGGUUAAACAACAACGAGGUCAGUCCGAUAGACCUCUCGGUCAGCACCAGGCCGCCGUCCUCCGAGGCCGACGACGAUAGCGGCGAUUCUCUCAGGCACAAGUUCAUCCUCGAACAGCUUAGGUCGCAGAAGUUGUAUUCUCCUGGUGCCGAGGAUGUUCAGGCGAGAAGUCCGAACUCCGACUCGUCCGAACGAAGCGGGAGCGGCGUUCUCGACGCGGAGUCGUCUCGUCUGGACGAUCAGGACACCCAGUUCGAGGAUGACCGGGGCAACGACGUCGACGGCGAGGUCGAGGUCGAGCGAAGGCCCUUCGAAGGCAUGAGGGAGUACGCUGAGUCAACGAUGCAGGAACUUCUGGCGAUCUACGGACUGGCAGGAAACGAACUCGCGAGGUCGGUCAGCAGGCAACUGCCGCCCACGUUUCUCAAUCCGAAUGCUGGUCAGCAAGCUCAAGGGAAGGUGAAGAUAAAGGAGGAGAAGGACGCUUCUUCGAUGGCCCCCGGAAGUCCACCUACGCCCCCGCACACUCCGCAAAGUCCGCAGCGCGCGAUUCCACCUCUUCAAAACCUCUCGCAAUCCUGUCAAACGUCAAACGCGAGUUCACCGAACCCGCAACAACAACAACAACAGCAGCAACAACAACAACAGCAGCCGCAACAGCAGCCGCAGCAACAACAGCAGCAGCAACAGCAACAACAAUCGCAGCAACAUCAAUCGCAGCAGGAGCAACAGCAACAUCCCUUGCACGCAGUGGCGAACUCAUCCCUGAGUCAGAUAUUGGUGCAGAAUCCUGCGUUGGCGCAACUUUUGCAACAGAAUCCGGCGAUUCUGUCGCAGAAUCCGCAGUUGGCGCAGCUUCUGCAGCAGAAUCUGCAGGUUCAGAUGGGCAGCGUGCUCUUUCAGAACGUGAGGCGGGAAGAGUCGGAAGACUCCAGGGUACCGCCGACAAUAGCGAGCCUGGCGGCGAUGAAGGUGGAGGCAGCUGACCCGAAGGUUUCCGCCUUACUUCGGCAAAGUAUGUCACCGGUUGCGGACUCUUUGAUGGGUGGUUCCAAAACGUCGGUGUCUCAACCCAUCAUCGAUUAUUCCCGGUACGUGAGGAGAUAUACAUCUGGUCAAGAAUGCGGCAGUGCGUAUUGUAAGGAAUUGGGAUGUAAAGAACAUUUUCAUUGUCUCGACUGCAGCGGUCGCGUGUUCGUGAAAAAGGAAGAGAUGAUCAGGCACUUCAAGUGGCACAAGAAGAGAGACGAGUCUCUUCAGCACGGCUUCAUGAGAUACUCGCCUACGGACGAUUGCUCGGAAAAGCAUCCGGGCCGAGCCUGUCCUCACAAUCGAAAGCAAACCCACUAUCAUUGCAUACACGAGAAUUGCGACAAAGUGUACAUAUCGACGUCGGACGUGCAGAUGCACGCGAAUUACCAUCGCAAGGACUCGGCCAUCAUACAGGAGGGCUUUCAGCGAUUUCGAGCUACGGAGAGUUGCGCGACCGAUCACUGUCCGUUCGUUGGUCAACGAACCACGCACUUUCACUGUCGGCGACCGGGAUGUCGAUUCACGUUUAAAAAUAAGGCCGAUAUGGUUUCCCUUUUUUCAGACAAGCACAAGUCUUACCACAUCAAAGACGAGCAGCUGUCGCGCGACGGUUUCAAGAAGUUCAUGAAGUCGGAGGCCUGUCCGUUCGAGCAAUGUCGAUUUUCCCGUGUCUGCAAUCACAUUCAUUGCAUACGGCCGCACUGCAGUUACGUUCUGCACUCAUCUGGUCAGCUCUUUUCGCACAAGCGGAAACACGAGCGUCACGAGUCGGAACUUGCGUACCGGAAGUACAAGCAGGUCAGCGCGGUCGGUGGUAUACGUCCACCCGGUUCGUGGGCGCCGGACGAAUUGAGCUCUCAAAGUCUGUCCUUGAGCCUGAACGGCGAGAGCUCCAACGAGGGAAGAGGUUCUCCAUCGUUUUAUUCUCUGGAGGAUUCAUUUCAAAGCGCGAGCGAUCUGGCUAUGGAUCUCACCGCUCCGACCACUACCGUUACAUCCAGCGGAAGUUCGUCCAGUCUCGAUCAGCAGUCGCAUCAGCAAUGCCAACAACAAUUGAGUCCCGCAGAAUUGACGUAUCUGGUACCGGCUACGUCGGAAUGCGCCUGCAACGUGGGAAAGGAACAUCAUCAUUGCGGAUUGGACCGCUGUGGGGCCACUUUGAAGGAUCCUCGAGAAGUUCGGGAACAUUUGAAGGAACACGAGACUCAGGAACGCAUAACGGACGCUUUUUUCGAAGAGGGCGGUUGCGACGACGGUUGUCCGUACGCGGACAAGGAAAAGCAUUAUCACUGCAAUUGGGAGAACUGUCGAGAAGUGAUACUCUCCACCGAUAAACCGUUCCGUAGGUUGCAGCAUUACAAAAUUCACGAGUACAGUCGACAAUUGAACCUCUCGUGUACUUCUCACGCUCUUUCAUCCGACGUAACGUUGACCCACCUGACCAAUAUCGACGCGAUGUUCAGGCGGAAACGUGGCAGACCGCCGAAAAAUCGUGUGAUAGAAAUUUGGUCGGGUGGCGAUCCCGCUACGCAUACUCAUGACUCGCCGCAAGCGAUUUUCACCAGUUUCAAGCUUCCAAAACCGCAGACUCCCAAUUUAACACCAAAUCCGUUGAUGGAAGAUCGAGAUGGCAGCGUGUCGCCUUCGAACAGUCUGGGCGAGCCCGAAGGAUUCGCUACGUACAAUCCCGAGGGAUGUCCGGACACGAUCUGCGUCUUUCGAUCGACCAGGCAUCAUCAUUGUUCGCAACCGCGAUGUUACUUUUCCACCGAUCGGCCGGAACAACUGCUCAUGCACAGCAAGGAUUUUCACGACAACGUCGACAUAUUGCCGGGCUUCGCUUUCUACGACAAGAUGGUCGAUUGCCGAUUGAUCGGCUGUCACAGCAACAGUGUGAAUCGACAUUUUCACUGCACCAGACCGAACUGCGGAUACUCAUUUGUCAGAUAUUCGACGAUGGCGUUACACGAGAAGCAACAUUCCGGUUACGCCGAAUCCUGCGGUCGAGGAAUCGAGGAGUCGAGCAAUCAGGAAUGUCAAACGCAACCUCAGUCGUUGGUUCAGGAGACGAAACCGAGAAUUCAGGUGAAAAAUCCGGCCGAACUGAUCGAAAAGCCGGACGAGAACUUGAUGGCGAGCGAUCAGGAAAACAGAUCGAUGAUUGAGGAUAAGGAGUCGGAACUCGCGAGUCCCGAUAGCGGCAAGACCACCGUGGUGAGGGCGGCUGGCACCUAUUAUCCGGUCAGCGGACCGCCGAGUGAACCCGCACUUCCGGGCGUCGUGCUAUCCAUGCGAACUUCCGUGCACCAAGAAUCAUCACCAGUUAUGCCGUCUUUGAACUCAACUUCGCCGCACACUCUUUACGGACCGGAACAAAGCUGCAGCAGGCCGUUCUGCAAGCUUAAACGCAAAAAUCAUUAUCACUGUAACGCGUGCAAUCAAGCCUUCUCUGAAUUGGAUCGCUUGGUCGCUCAUAUAGCGAAGCACUCGACCGGCGCCAUCCUCAGCCAACAGCAGCACGAUAUGGUCAGUCCGUCGCCCAAUCAGCUGCAGCACGACUACAUCGCGCAACUGUCGCAGAAACACGACUUCAUGUCGCCGAACGCUCAGAUGGCCCAGAAUAUUCAGAACUUUCAGAACCAAAUGCAGCGUCAAAUGCAGCAGAGUCUCGGCCAGCAGUCACAAUCGCCGAAAGAUAUCAAGUUGGAAAAACCGAGAUGCAGCACGGACAUAGGCGUGCAAAAUGUGCCGAAUGUUAAGCGGGAACCUCCCGAAAUUCCUUCCAGAGAAGAAGCCAACAAUUCCGCGAUGGAUAGUCACGAAAAUGGCCAAUUGCCGCAACCACCCCCGAUCCAACCGCCUGCAAAUGUGCAACAGCCUACGGUACCAACGAGCUUCGAGCUCGAUCUAGCCCACGGCUUUCACUUUCCGAGUCCCGCUGUGAUGGCCGCUAUGAAUCAACAGAUCGCUCUGAUGAAUCAGGCCCUACCCCCGUUUCUUCAACACGGUGGAAUGUACGCCGGUGGACCCGGGCUGAUGUUCGCGCCCGGUUUACCGCCGGCUAAUUUUCUUCCACCUACGAGAGACGAGAAUCCUCUCGCUUCAUUGGCAGCUAAUCUCAAUCUGAACAAGAGAUCUCUCUCGCCGCCGGACGCUAACUCGCCGGAAGCCAAGAAGCAGAGACUUCAUCACUCGAUGCGCAUGCUGAAGGACGAACCUGUGCCAGAGGGAUAUGUUAGAUUCAGGUUUAACGAAGACUGCAGGUAUCCUCAUUGCGGUUACAGAGAGCACCAGACUCACUUCCACUGUAUGCGUCAAGACUGUGGUUAUUCGUUCUGCGACAAAACUCGCUUCGUGCAGCACACAGCGAGACACGAACGAUUGGACACCCUGAUGGGAGGUGACUUUCAGCAGUACCGGGCGAACGUGCCAUGUGGCAGAGCACAAUGCGCGUAUACGUCAUCUCUCGGAUCGAUGCAGAAUAAGGCGUCGCACUUUCAUUGUUUGAAGUGCGACUUCGUCUGCACGGAUACGAACAAAGUGGUCGCUCAUCGGCGACAGCACGCCAAGUUGGACAGUAUCGCGGCGGCGGGCUUUCAGAAGUUCACGCCGAGUCAGCCUUGCGGAUCCGGACAGUGCCAGCAUUCUGGCAAGCAGACUCACUAUCACUGCCUGCAGUGUCAGUACGCGGUGCUGGGCCUGGCGCAGAUGUCGGCACACAAGUACCGACACAUGGACACCUAACGAUCUCUCCCGUAGAAGUUCCGCGCGAGGCGGAACGUCCGAAAUAAAGCAUUAUCUUGGUCCCUGUAGACAUUCCCCUAGAGAAUGGGCGCGGCCGUCAUCCCCCGACCAGAGAUGGAGAAUCGUGCGUAAUCGAUAACGGGGCUAGUCAGUGACUUCGUCUCAACUCGAUGCCCAUCGUCGACACUUUUGUCCCGUGAGAGAAAACUCCGUUCGGUCGAAAUUGUGAAAAAGACCCGUAAAAGACACAAAAAUUCCUAGUCCCUACAGACAUUCCCCGAAAGAUCACUCGUGUGCCUUGAUCGUUCACGAUCGAGUUAUGUUCCUGGUAAUGGUGAAUGAUCAGUGGCCAAUCGAUACAGGGGGCUAGUCAGUAACGUUUAUCUUCAGGAGAAAUAUAUUAAUAAAUGAAGACUUUCGAUGGUUAAGAUACUUUUCGUAUCUGUAACAAUGUCGGGAAAAAAAAAAGCGUUAAGGCAACUCGGUCUCUCCGUACUUAGAGUCUGAACAAAAUGACGCGAACAGACAAUUUUUGAGAAUCGAAACGAACAAUCGCAUUAUCGAGCACCGCGUUUUCCAGAUUCUAAAAAAAAAAAAAACACCUUCGAGUGUCCGAACAAGAUGGAACUUCGAAUAUAUAUUAAAUUCCAUCGUCUGUUAACAAACGUUUACACGUUAGUCGAAUCUCAAAAUACAUUUUUAUCAUAUAUUGUAUUACAAAAAUUGGAAGAGAAAAAAAAACGAGAGACGCGAGAACGUGGCGUAGCACCUAAGACAAUAAUACGAAGACAAGCCUAUAACUUGUAGCUUUAGCACAAAAAAAAAAGACAAACUAUGAUAUUUAAUAGGAAGAGUAACGGAAUUCUGUACAUUUUUUUUCCCUUUGUUAGUAUCAUCCUGUGUACCCUCCGCGUGAAUAAUCCUUACAACGAUCGUGAAAUAAUUUCUUUAUUACGCGAAGAAAACGAAUAUGAAAAAGAGAGUAUAUGUCGUAUAAUCGGAGUAAUUAUUAUUUACAAAAUUAGUAUAAAGAUCGAUUUGACGAAGUUUGUUUCAUCAUUUUAGAAGA
Molecule: messenger RNA, 7169 nt
Organism: Pseudomyrmex gracilis
Lineage: Eukaryota; Metazoa; Arthropoda; Insecta; Hymenoptera; Formicidae
Exons: 11
Coding region: 1004-6100 (1698 amino acids)
Biological process (GO): regulation of neuron differentiation; positive regulation of transcription by RNA polymerase II
Cellular component (GO): nucleus
Molecular function (GO): RNA polymerase II transcription regulatory region sequence-specific DNA binding; DNA-binding transcription factor activity, RNA polymerase II-specific
Source: RefSeq, a predicted model, not a curated record